CUACGUAAGGCUUGCACAGAACAUACUGGAGUGGAUCGGAUCAACGACACAAUGACGUUCGAGGUUGCGUGGCACUGAGGUCUUUGCUGUCCAGGAUGGUAGGUAUAUAUAGUACAUAUGUACCCUAUGCUAGUCAUGGGAAGGAUACAACCAGCCAAGGCCUUGAGUAGUUGAUCACGCCCAACCAAGCGUCUUCACUCACUGUAAGUUUAGUACCGAGUCUAUCGUCGGAAGUUUUCUGCAACAUAUUACGAUUGCGAUCUCCUGGAAAUGGCGUCCAACACCCACACCCGUCCGCAUAUGACAGAGCACGUCGAUCAAGACCCCACGAGCUACCAGGCAGCCAUCUACCAAAAGGGUCUCAAGUACCAACGAUCACCCUUCACCUUCAAGUCGCUAGACUGGGAAUCUCUGGCGGCGGAACGUCUUUCGGUCGAGAGCAAAGGGUAUGUCGUGGGCAACGCGGGGACCGGAGAGACCGCACGCAAGAACCGCGCCGCAUUCGAGAAAUGGAGUAUCGUACCUCGUCGGCUGGUCGCGACGAACACGUUUCCGGAUCUGUCGACGGAGGUCGUGGGCCGCAAGUUUCCAUUUCCUAUCGCCAUCGCGCCGGUAGGCGUCCAGAAGAUCUUCAACCCGGACGGGGAAAUCGCCACGGCUCGCGCCGCGGCGCGAGAGCGUGUACCCUACAUCAUGUCGACGGCGAGCAGUACGUCGAUCGAAGACGUCGCCGCGGCCAACGGCGACGGCGCCCGGUGGUAUCAACUUUACUGGCCUUCGAACGAGCACAACGACAUCACCGUGUCUAUUCUGCGGCGCGCCAAGCAGAAUGGCUUCUCCGCCCUCGUCGUAACGCUCGACACGUACAUCCUCGGCUGGCGCCCGUCCGACAUGGACAACGGCUACAAUCCGUUCCUCCGGAGUGACCAGAUCGGCGUGGCCGUCGGUUUUACGGACCCGGUGUUUCGCGCGCAGUUCAAGAAGAGACACAACGUCGAGGUGGAAGAAAACCUCGGGGCCGCCGCCGCCGAGUGGACCCGCACCGUCUUCCCCGGCUUCAGCCACGGCUGGGACGACGUCAAGUUCCUCCAGGAGCACUUUGACGGCCCCAUCAUCCUGAAGGGGAUCCAGACCGUCGCCGACGCCCAAAAGGCCGUCGAGAUCGGCGUCCAGGGCAUCGUGGUGAGCAACCACGGUGGCCGACAGACUGAUGGAGGUAACUCGUCGCUCGGCGUUCUACCGAAAAUCGUCGACGCCGUCGGGUCGAAACUCGACGUCCUCUUCGACUCGGGCGUCAGGGCGGGCGCGGACGUCGCAAAGGCAAUGGCGCUGGGAGCGAAGAUGUGCCUCAUAGGUCGGCCGUACGUCUACGGCCUCGCCCUCGGGGGAGAGGAAGGGGUGAGCCACGUGCUGAAGUCGCUGUCGGGAGACCUCGAGUUGACGUUGCACCUCGCGGGGGUGCCGAGUGCGUCUCCCAAGGACCUGAAUCGAUCCGUGCUGGUGAGGGAGGACGAUCUCUGAGACAUAUCCCUACAAUAACCUGUCGUUUCAUUGUACCUCUAGCAAUGCAAGCCUCAGUUACACUGUACCCAAGCCCUGAUAAGUUAUACGCCGAUUUAGGGCAAUAUGAGCCCAUUGUCAAUGAAAUCAAAAUGAGGGUAUUACUUUUGUGAAAGUAUGGGCAUGAAGACUUUGUCUUACAUGAAAUUGUAUUGAAAGACGCGAUUGUAUUUCAUCGCCUCUUUCGAAAAGCUUUAUAAAUGUCAAAAGAAUCCCACAACUCCGCGCAUGGGGAUAUCAUUAUUGUCCAUAACAAUACAAAAGAAUCUUGAAGGAAUCAUCAGCCGUUGCCGUUAUCGCAUUUCAAAACAGUUGAAGUUUAAAAAAGAAGACCUCCUAGGAGCAGACCUCCAAGCAAACCACCAGCCUGCAAAGAUUUUGUUAGUAAGAUUGAUGUUGACAAGGCUUUUAAGGAAAAGAGAGAGAUAAUAAGUACUCACAAUUGGGAGGCCAGCACCACCACCAUAGUAACCACCAUAUGGGCGUCCGUAUGGAUAGCCAGGCCGGAUGAACCUCGCAUUGGGGUUUGCGUACGGUCCACUGGAAUAAGGGUUCACCCCGUAUCCUCUGUUGCCGUAACCUCCUCCGUAGCCAUAGCCAGUAUUUGAAGGUUCAAUGUAGAUGUCUCUUCCGUCCCUGUCUUUGGCGAAGAACUGAGGUUGACCAGUCAUUUCCGCCCUUUGCAUCGCCUGUCGAAGUCGCAUGUGUGCCUCGUAGUAUUCGCGCUCCUCCUGCUCCCGCUGGGCUCUGUUCUUGACUCGCUCAUCGUGGGUCGUUCCGGUUACUUUGUCUUUCAGUUUUUCACCAAAGCUCUUCUUCGUUGCAGCACCCUGCUGCUGCGACUGAUGAUGACUGUUAUUCGGACGAGGUGGCAAGUCGGGAAACGCAUGGUGGUCCUUGUCGUCGGGUGGCUCGGGUGUGUGCGCGGCCCGCCUUCUCAUCUGGUCCUCCUCGUCUUGGAGUCUCUCGCGUUCUUCGGAACUCAGGCUCUUGACGACGUCGGGAUUGUCGAGGGGAUGCUCCCAGUACGACUUGGGCGGGUCCUCUUUGGUGUUGACGAAGAAUUGGUGGUUCUCCUUGGGAUCAUACGAGCGCACCCAUCCUUCUGGCAAAGGCCGCUGGAGGUCUUCCAUUGACCUUCUGUCUGAAGCUGGAAUGCCAUUCUUUGACUGUGGGACCUCGAGGUGAGAUGACGGCUGCUCCGGUUUUGAUGGGGUGGCCGAGGAUCCAGUGGCGACCGCAUAGGACGGAGGGGGUUCUGGAGGCGCGGACAUGAUGGUCGAUCGGGUGUAGAUGGGUGAUAACAAUGAUUUUGCGAGAUCGAAGGUGAGAAAAAGGAAGGGAUUCAGACGUCCGUUGGGGCGAACUAAAUAAUAACUGAACUAGUGGUCGUAUCUGCCUGCGGAAGCGAGGAGAUCAGCAGAGAAUGUAGAGAGUCGUGAUGAUAAUUCAAAUACAAGUGAGGCUCAUCAACACCAGAGCAUCAGCGUCGCCCAUGCUGGUGACGCAAUGCUUAUCUCUUUGGGGCUUAGAUUCAACUUGAGCUGUUUAACUGAGCGUGGCUGUGCUUCAACCUAACAGGGAAGGAGUGCCGAAAGCCACAGUUGCGUUUUCAGAUCCUUUAAUCCUCCGUAGCGGUACGAAUACGGGUACGGAGUACUAAUUAGUGCCAAUGGAC
Molecule: messenger RNA, 3238 nt
Organism: Exophiala oligosperma
Lineage: Eukaryota; Fungi; Ascomycota; Eurotiomycetes; Chaetothyriales; Herpotrichiellaceae
Exons: 1
Coding region: 271-1521 (416 amino acids)
Molecular function (GO): oxidoreductase activity; FMN binding
Source: RefSeq, a predicted model, not a curated record